AUGGGUGAUCGAGAAGCUGAUGUCCCAGCCCCAAUUACUCGAGCGGAUCUGGACGCUCAAAACCAACAAAUCGACAACCUGACCAACCAAUUUGGGGAGAUGCGAGAAUUGUUGUUGCAAGCUCUUGGUGGCAACAAUAGAAGGGGUGGCAGAGAUGACGAAAGAAGAGAAGGCAGAGAUGAUAAUCGAAGAGAAGGUAGAGAUGACGAGAGAAGAGAUAAUAGGAGGCAACUUAUUCCGGAUAGUGAGUCAGAGUUAGAAGAAGAACCUGAGGAACCACCACCACCGGCUAAUAAUCCUCGUAAUCUUAAUUACGAAAAUUUUGGCGAUUAUCGGAUUAAAGCCGAAAUCCCUAACUUUUGGGGAAAUUUGAAGAUUGAAGACUUCUUGGAUUGGCUUGUAGAAGUGGAGAGGUUUUUCGAUAUUAUGGAGGUUCCUGAGCAUAAAAUGGUGAAGAUGGUAGCUUUCUGUCUAAAAGCUACAUCGGCUGUAUGGUGGGAUCAAUUGCAAAAUUCACGGCAGAGACAAGGAAAGCAGCGGGUUCGUGCAUGGCGGAAGAUGAAGCCGCUUAUGAUGGAACGAUUCUUGCCCAUAGAUUAUGAGCAGAUUCUAUACCAUAUGUAUCUAGGUUGUGCGCAAGGCAACCGUUCGGUUUCUGAAUAUACCGAAGAAUUCAUGCGUUUGGCAGAGCGAAACCAUUUGACCGAGACUGACAAUCAAAAGGUCGCGAGGUAUAACAAUGGGCUGAAGAUUUCCAUCCAAGAAAAAAUUGGUAUGCUGAAUAUAUGGACUUUGCAGGAGGCGAUUAACAUGGCGUUGAAAGCUGAACUGUUGGAGAAGGAGAAGCGCCAAACCAACUUCCGCAGGAACACGAUAGAAGCCUCUGAAUAUGCUACUGGUGCUUCUAGUGGCUCAGGAGAUAAGGGGAAAGUGCAGCAGCAGAAUCCUGGAGGAUCGCCAAAACCAACAACAGUUGUCCAAAACAAAAACUUCAACAAAGGCAGCAAUCGGACUUUCAACAGAGGGCAGUCCCGACACCAAUCCCAGAAUCCGUAUGCUAAGCCCAUGACGGACAUAUGUUACCGUUGCCAAAAACCAGGGCAUCGUUCUAAUGUUUGUCCAGAGCGGAGGCAGGCUAACUUUAUCGAAGAAGUUGAUGAUGAUGAGGAAAGAGAUAGAGUUCUUUUGGCACCAAAGAAGGAAGGGCAGCGUCAUAGUAUUUUUCGUUCCCUUUGCUCAAUCAAAAACAAGCUAUCAACGGAGCCACAUGUCAGCCCUUACUCACUAGGUUGGGUUACAAAAGGCCCUUCGAUUCGUGUUGCUGAGACUUGCCAUGUGCCACUGUCCAUUGGGCGACCUUGGCAAUUUGAUGUGGAUGCGACUUUCAAGGGACGAGAUAAUGUAAUUCUGUUUUCUUGGAACAACCGCAAAAUUGCAAUGGCAACUACAAAGCCCUCAAAACAAUCUGUUGAGCCCAAGACGAGGAGUUCUAGUUUCUUAACCUUAAUUAGCAGCGAGCAGGAGUUGAACGAGGCUGUCAAAGAAGCGGAGUAUUUUUGUCCCUUGGAACUACUUUCCGAAAAGCUACCAAACGAGCUGCCACCUAUGCGGGACAUACAACACCGAAUUGACUUGGUGCCUGGGGCUAGCCUUCCGAAUCUGCCUCAUUAUCGGAUGAGCCCCAAGGAGAAUGACAUCCUAAGAGAGCAGAUUGAAGAAUUACUGCAUAAGGGAUUUAUCAGGGAGAGCUUGAGUCCCUGCGCAGUUCCAGUUUUGUUGGUUCCAAAGAAAGACAAAACUUGGCGAAUGUGUGUUGAUAGCCGAGCAAUCAACAAGAUAACAGUCAAGUACAGGUUUCCCAUUCCACGGUUGGAGGAUAUGCUGGAUGUUCUUGGCGGCUCAAGGGUGUUUUCCAAGAUAGAUUUGCGAAGUGGUUACCACCAGAUUCGCAUCAGACUUGGCAACGAAUGGAAAACAGCGUUCAAGAACAAGGACGGAUUAUUUGAAUGGUUGGUGAUGCCAUUCGGAUUGUCAAAUGCGCCUAGCACUUUCAUGAGACUCAUGAAUCAGUACCACAAAAGAAGAACAUCUCGUGCAUUUAAGACAAGUUUUAGAUGUUUUGAGAGAAAACAAGCUGUAGAUGACGAGAAGAUCAAGGCAAUCCUUGACUGGUCAGCUCCAAAGACAAUCUCUGAAGUUCGAAGUUUCCAUGGUUUGGUCACCUUUUACAGAAGAUUUGUGAGGCAUUUCAGCUCCAUUGCUGCACCCAUCACAGAGUGUUUGAAGAAGGGCUGGUUCAGCUGGGGAGAGGAGCAAGAGAGAAGCUUUGCAGAUAUAAAAGAAAAGCUUUGCACCGCGCCGGUUCUAGCUCUUCCAAACUUUGAGAAAGUAUUCGAAGUUGAAUGUGAUGCCAGCGGCAUGGGAGUUGGAGCUGUGCUUUCACAAGACAAGCGGCCAGUUGAGUUCUUUUCUAAAAAGCUGAGCAAUGCACGUCAAAAGUGGAGUACUUAUGACCAAGAGUUCUAUGCGGUUGUUCGAGCUUUGAAGCAAUGGGAGCACUAUCUUAUCCAAAAGGAAUUUGUUUUGUUUACAGAUCAUCAAGCGUUGAAGUAUAUUAACAGCCAGAAAAAUAUUGAUAAAAUGCAUGCUAGAUGGGUGACUUUUUUGCAGAAAUUCUCAUUCGUUAUCAAGCAUACUUCCGGCAAGACAAAUCGUGUGGCGGACGCUUUGAGUAGAAGAGCUUCAUUGUUAGUCACGUUGACUCAAGAAGUUGUGGGGUUUGAAUGUCUGAAGGAAUUAUAUGAAGGUGACGAAGAUUUCCAGGAAAUUUGGACUAAGUGCAUCAAUCAUGAGCCAAUGGCAGAAUACUUUCUUAAUGAAGGUUAUUUGUUCAAAGGCAACCAGUUGUGUAUUCCAGUUUCCUCUUUAAAGGAGAAGCUUACUCGGGACUUGUAUGGUGGAGGGUUGAGUGGCCACCUAGGCCGUGAUAAAACAAUUGCAGGGAUGGAGGAGAGAUUUUACUGGCCACAGCUCAAACGAGAUGUUGGAACUAUUGUGCGCAAGUGCUAUAUUUGUCAAACUUCGAAGGGGUAG
Molecule: messenger RNA, 3093 nt
Organism: Prunus armeniaca (apricot)
Lineage: Eukaryota; Viridiplantae; Streptophyta; Magnoliopsida; Rosales; Rosaceae
Source: the annotation of a GenBank genome assembly